Schistocerca nitens (vagrant locust) is the source of this 5003-nucleotide messenger RNA. RefSeq names its product formin-2-like. Gene Ontology annotation, biological process: actin filament network formation; cortical actin cytoskeleton organization. The transcript is spliced from 22 exons. Gene Ontology annotation, molecular function: actin filament binding. The coding region runs from base 1 to 4716 and encodes 1571 amino acids. The record is from RefSeq and is a predicted model, not a curated record. NCBI's taxonomy places the organism in Eukaryota, Metazoa, Arthropoda, Insecta, Orthoptera, Acrididae. Gene Ontology annotation, cellular component: cytoskeleton; cytoplasm.
AUGCGGCGCCCGCGCAGCGCGCACGCGCGAGGCGGGCGGCCGUCGAUACGGAGCCACGGCGCGCUCUUCUCCUCCGCGCCACCCCGCCUGCCGCUGGCCAAGACGCGCUCGCUGGGUGCGCUGCACUCGCCCCCCGUUUGCGCUGGCAGCCCUGCCGAUGCCGGGGGUGGAGGGGGGCGUGACUCAGUGCAGUGCACCGAUAGCGAGCCGGCCGGCCGACCGGGGCCCAAGGCGUCCAUAUUCGACACAGUCAGGCAGCGCUUGCUCGACGCGGAGCUCGUGUGGCCGCCGCCGCGGGGUGUGUCCGACGAUGACGCCGCCGCGGCGGUCAAUACCGCGCUGCUGCAGAACGCGCAGAGAGAUCUGAUCAUCGAGAACACUUUCCUCGCGCUACAGGGUAAGUACGGUGUCCGCUACUCGCGCGGGAGCGGCAGCCCUUCGCCGUCCGAGGGUGACAGCGGGGACGACGACGAUGACAGCGACGAGUCGCUGAGCUCCGGAUCGGACGAGGCUGACGGCGACUUCAGGUCGAUCUUCCUGCGGCCGCUGUCCAGCCUAUUUAGGCGCAUCUAUACCGGCCCUUCGUCCGCGAUGGGCAACCUCCAGGCGUCCGAGGGCAAAAAGGGCGGCACGGGUGGCAAGAGCCCGGCCAAGAACAAGAAGGACAAGGGGCUGACGGGAGGGCGCAAAUCUCCCGGCCAAGCCAAGUCGGCGAAAGCUGCAGCCGCCGCCGCCGCCGCCGCAGCCACUGCUCACCCCCAGCAGCAGCGCCGCCAGACCGCCGACAGUGCAGCCGCGCCGCCGACAGAUGGCUCCGCCGUCGCGGUCACCUGUUUCGAGCGCGUGGAGGACGCCGGCAGUCGCACGCGGCAAGCGGUCGCCGGGGCUUCCGACGAGAAGUCAGACGCUGCAGCGGUCGCGCAGACGCCAGUUGCUGCUGGCCCGGGAGAAACGGCGCCGUCGCCGGCGGCGGCGACGACGACGGUGACGACGACAACGACGACGUACCUGGUGACGGACUCGUGGCGGCAUGUGAAGAAGCUGGCCAUCACGACGCCGGGCGCCGCCGUGGCCGGGGGCUGCGCUGCCGCGGGGGCGGCGGCCGGGGGCGGCGCGGGGGCGGACUCGUCGGCGCUGAUGCUGACGCCGCCCAGCCGCGAGUCCAGCUCGGAGUCCGUCUUCACGGACCCGCUCACUCCGCAGGGCUUUGCCGAGACGUACAGCGCACAGGCGGCCGCGGCGGCGAGCGACGCGGUGUCGCUGUCCGCGUCGGUGGUGGACCCGGACGAGGUGACGCUGACGCUGACGGAGGACGGCUCCAGCGGCGCCACGACGCCGGGCUGCGCCAGGCGCGCCGGCAGCGUCGACGCGCUCGCCGCAGCCGCAGCCGCCGGGAUGCCGCAGGAGGCGACGCAGCAGCAGCCGCAGCAACAGACGCAGCCGGCCGCCUCCUUCACCCUGGUCCGCCACCGCAAAGUGGAGCUGGCGCCAGUUCCGGCACCGCCGCCACCUGCGCCCCAGACGGGUGUGGAGCAGCAGCAGCAGCAGCAGACGGUGGACACUCGCCGCCACUCUUCGCUGAGCGACUCCAUCCCCGACAGCAACGUGCUGAGGAAGGUGGCCAGCCUCACGCUAGACAAGGGCACGCUCGAGCAGAGGGUCAACCGGCCGCGCUUCGUGCCCGAGAAGCUCGACUUCCAGAUCUACCAGAAGUUCGAAGGCCAAAUGCUGGUCAACUGGUUCAUCUCAGCAUUUCCAGAGGACCACUACCUGAAGCUGUAUCUGACAAAUCAAGACUUAAGAAUUCUUGCAGUGCAGUUCUGCACUCACCUUCUGGCAGCUGGUGUAAUUCGUCAAAUACCUGAUAAAGAUGCUGCCUUGGACACACUCUUCAGGCCGGACCUGAUGUAUUACUGGGCACAUACAGAGGCACCUGCAGCGGCACCCCCAACCCCAGGGAAACUGACAAGUUUAGCCUGGCCUCCUCCCAGCCCUAUAGGAAUCCCACAGGAACCUGUCAGUUCUGUCACAAAUCGACCAGGAGCACGCUACACAGAAGCUGAUGGUACUCCAGUUUCUGCUCCUCCAACACCUGCAGCAGGGAGUGUGGACAAGUCAAUACGCAGAUUAGAAGAAGAAGAAUUCCAGCAAGUGGUUAUGGGCCUGAAACGAGAACACCGUGAAACUCUAAACAGGCUAAUACGAAAUCAGGAAGUAGCUUUAUUCAACCUGCGGGGAGAGCAUGAACAGAAGGUCUAUGAGUCAGAACAGAGGAUAGCUGAGCUAGAAGAACUUAUUGACUCUUUGAGGCAACAAAUGGAAGCAAAUAAGACCAUAGCUGAUAUUGAGUCGCUGACAGCAAAAACAAAGGCCGAUUUUGACUCUCCAACAAGAGAUGGCUCUUUCAGAUUUUCUUCUGAGAAGAAACAGAACAAAAUGAAAACUAAACCUGAGGACAUGGUUGUCAUGAGAGCUGUCCCUGCAGUUGUUGAAGAGGAACCAAAGAAACCUGAAAUCCACACAAAGAAAGUGAUUGUCCUGUGUGAAAAAGCAACAGACACUAAAGACUUAAUACCAGUGAAGGAGCAGUGUGUUUCAACUACACUGCCUCUUGAAAACAAUAGUAUGACAAUGUCAAGUGAGAAAGUUCAGCAUGAAAAUAAUGAAACAUCAAGAGUAGGUGGCAUUCUGCAUCAGGCAUCAGACUAUUCUCCUGCAGUUACAGCAACUGAGACUUCUGCUGAAAGUUGUGUUCUGGAUAAAGUACCUGAAUCAGUGCAGAAUUCUGUACCUGUGACAGCUCAAGUUUCUUCUGAUCGACUUGUAUCUCCUUCUUCUGCCAGCCAUCCAUCUCCUCCAGCUCCACCGCUGAUGCAGUCAUUUCCACCCACUGGAAUGGGAGGUCCAGCACCACCACCGCCACCGCCGCCGCCACCUCCACCCCCUGUAAUGGGAGAUGCUCUGUCACCUCCACCUCCUGAAGUGGGAGUUCCUCCACUACCACCGCCACCACCCCUUGGAAUGGGAGUAUCACCACCAGUGCCCCCUCCACCCUCUGGAAUGGGAGGCCCACCGCCGCCACCUCCUCCACCCCCUGGAAUGGGAGGCCCUCCACCUCCGCCCCCUCCACUCCCUGGAAUGGGAGGCCCUCCGCCACCGCCCCCUCCACUCCCUGGAAUGGGAGGCCCUCCACCACCGCCCCCUCCACCACCUGGAAUGGGAGGGCCACCGCCGCCCCCUCCACCCCCAGGCUUGGGAAUCCCUCCUCCUCCUCCGGCACCAGGUGGUGGUCCUCCACCUCCACCUCCAGUACCAGGUGGUCCAAUGCCACUGCCAGUGCCACCUGUCGGUGGAUGGACUGCCGGAAAAGCCAUGGCUCCUGGACCUGUUACAGUGUUGAGGAAAAAGCCUGUGAACCCUACAGUACCUAUGAAACCUCUUUACUGGACUCGAAUUGUUGUGCCAUCAGCAGAAAGUGUUAAGCAGCAGUCUGCUCUUUGGGAAGAUUUGGAAGAAGCCAAAAUUGAAGAUAUUAGUGAAUUUGCAAAUCUGUUCUCUCGACAAGUGAUUGAACGGAAACCAGCAAAGAAGAAAGAAGAAAAGCCUACAAAGCAACAGGCAGUAAAAAUUCUUGACAGCAAACGUUCUCAGAAUGUUGGUAUUCUUUCAUCUAGCCUACAUGUAGACUUCUCAGAAAUAGAAAAUGCAAUAUACAAUUUUGAUACAACAGUUGUGAAUCUGGAAGCUCUACAACAGAUAUAUGAUUCUAGACCAACCGAAGAAGAGCUUUCAUUAAUUCGGAAUCAUGUUGCAACUAACCCAAAUAUUCCCCUUGACAAGCCGGAACAGUUCCUUUAUGAACUUGCAGAAAUACCAAAUUUUGCUGAACGCAUUGCAUGUUUCAUGUUCCAGUCAGACUUUGAAGAUGGUAUAUCUUCUAUUGAAAGUAAACUGAACAACUUAAAAUCCACUUGUCAGUUUUUGACAACAUCAGAAAGUCUGAAGACAGUACUCAGCAUUAUACUGGCUCUGGGAAAUUAUAUGAAUGGUGGAAAUCGUACACGUGGACAGGCAGAUGGAUUUGGAUUAGAAAUUCUGGCAAAGUUACGUGAUGUCAAGAGCAAAGACAAUAGUGUUACAUUGCUUCAUUUUAUUGUAAGAGCAUAUAUGAAAAAAUGUGAUGAUCCAUUAAAUCCUGAAAUGGCUUUACCUGUGCCUGAACCAGGAGAUAUUGAAAGGGCAGCAGUUGUUCAUUUUGAUGACCUUGCUGCUGACUUACAAAAACUGGAGAGAGAUUUGACAGCAUGCAGCAAUAAAACACAAAAAGUUAUUGAGGCCUCUUCAGAAAAUAAUUUACAGCCUUUCAAGGAUAAGAUGGAAUUUUUUAUAACAAGAGCCAAGAAGCAGCUGCUUGGUGAAACAGAAAAUUUAGAGGAAUGCAAGCAAAAGUUUUAUGGCACAAUGGAAUUUUAUCAAUACCAGCCGAAAGGUAAUAAAGAAGAUGUAACACCUAAAGAUUUCUUUGCUUUGUGGCUACCAUUUUGCUGUGAUUUCAAGGAUAUAUGGAAGAAAGAGCAGCAGAGGUUAAUAAAAGAAAAACUACAAGAAGUGAAGCGGAAACGUGAGGAGAAACUGGAUGUAAAGAAAUCAAAAAUAACAGGUGGUGGAUUGAAAGCAAAAGUACAGAUGCGAGCAAAGAUGACACCUGUGAGUUAAAAGCAAGUCUACACAAUGUACCUGUUCAUCUGCAUAACUACUCAUGCCUGUCACCAUCAUCAUUGCCACUUCUGUUCGUGCCGCUGUUUCACCAAGCUACUUUCAAAAAUUAUGUAAAUGUUACAUAUGGUGCUAUUAAAUUAAAGCAGAUUCAUUAUUUAUUAACACACUGUAAAUAGCUUGUAUUAUAAAUGGAUGUAAAUUUAAUGUACUGUCAUUUGUGUUUUUCAGUAACAAUGUACAUAAAACAAUACUUAAUUUUAAGUAAAGAGCUUCUAAUGUGACAA